AUGGACCCCGACCGCAAAGCCGAGUUGACUCGCAUAGCCUCCAACUAUCAGUCCACCUUUUCCCGACGUCAAACUACCGACUCAGGCGUUGGCGGGGCGAGCAUUGAACGCAAGGAUACUGUUGAGAACUUGGAAAUGGGAGACCCUGUUCUAGAUCCAACGAGUGGUCAGUUCGACCACAACAAAUGGGUUCGGAAGGUGCUCAGGCUGUUGGACAAAGAGGGCAUUCCCCGACCUCCCUCCACUGGUAUAGUCUUCCAGAAUCUGAAUGUCUCUGGCUCCGGAUCAGCUCUGCAGUAUCAGAGCAGCGUACCCUCCUUGCUGAUGGCCCCAUUCAGGCCACAGGAAUACCUGGGCUUUCUACGUCAUUCACCAGAGAAACACAUCUUACGUGACUUCGACGGGCUGUUGAAAAGUGGUGAGCUGCUGAUAGUCUUGGGCCGUCCCGGGAGUGGAUGUUCGACAUUUUUGAAGUCGUUGUGUGGAGAACUACACGGAUUAAAGCUUCGUAAGAGCUCCGAGAUUCAAUACAACGGCAUUUCGAUGGAAAAAAUGCACAAGGAGUUCAAGGGCGAGGUUCUUUACAAUCAAGAGGUGGACAAGCACUUCCCUCACCUCACAGUCGGGCAAACACUGGAAUUUGCUGCUGCUGCAAGAGCUCCUGAAGUACGGUUGCGCGAUAUUACUCGUCAGCGAUACGCCAAGUAUGUUACUCAAGUUGCGAUGACUAUAUUUGGUCUGACGCAUACGUACAACACGAAGGUUGGCGAUGACUACAUCAGAGGAGUCUCGGGUGGAGAAAGAAAACGUGUCAGCAUUGCUGAAAUGGCACUCUCGGGAGCCCCUGUCGGCGCCUGGGACAACAGCACUCGAGGAUUGGACUCGGCGAGUGCGCUUGAAUUUGUGAAGGCGCUGCGAGUCAGUUCUGACCUGGUUGGUACCUGUCAUGCAGUCGCAAUCUACCAGGCAUCUCAAGCGAUCUACGAUGUCUUUGACAAAGCCAUUGUUCUAUAUGAAGGCCGGGAAAUCUACUUCGGACCUUGCAGCGAAGCUAGAGACUACUUUCUCUAUAUGGGCUGGGACUGUCCUCCACGCCAAACAACCGGUGAUUUCUUGACAUCGGUGACCAAUCCUCAGGAGCGCAAAGCGCGAGAAGGGAUGGAAAGCAAGGUUCCUCGGACUCCAGAUGAGUUUGAAGCCUAUUGGAAGAAAAGUCCUCAGUAUGCCAAGCUACAGGAGGAUAUUUCUCAGCAUAUAAAAGAAUAUCCGCUGGGGGGACAGUCAGAGCAGAUGUUCCAUGAGAUGAAGCAUGUCAGACAGGCAAAACAUGUGCGGCCGAAGAGCCCUUAUGUUAUCUCGAUACCAAUGCAGGUCAAGCUCUGCACAAUCAGAGCUUACCAGAGAAUCUGGAAUGAUAAGCCCUCGACCUUGACAAAUGUCAUUGGUCGAAUCGCAAUGUCCUUGAUCAUCGGCUCGAUGUAUUACGGGACACCAAAUGCUACUCAAGGCUUCCAGAGCAAGGGGGCUGCUCUUUUCUUUGCAGUUCUUAUGAAUGCCCUGAUCAGCAUCACGGAGAUCAACUCACUUUACGAUCAACGUCCUAUUAUUGAGAAGCAAGCCUCUUAUGCCUUUGUCCAUCCAUUCGCUGAAGCAUUCGGUGGUAUUGUUUCGGAUAUCCCUGUCAAAUUCGUCUCCGCUGUCGUAUUCAAUAUCAUUUUUUAUUUCCUGGCUGGCCUCCGAUAUGCGGCAUCGCAAUUCUUCAUUUUCUUCCUCUUCACGUUUCUGAGCACACUCGCGAUGUCCGGCAUCUUCCGCACCCUUGCAGCAGCAACUAAAACUCUGGCCCAGGCCAUGGCUAUGGCCGGUGUCAUGGUCUUGGCCAUCGUUAUUUAUACUGGAUUCGUGAUCCCUACGCCGCAAAUGUCAGACAUUCCAUGGUUUAGCUGGAUCCGAUGGAUUAACCCGGUAUACUACACAUUUGAGGCUCUCAUAGCCAACGAGUUCCACGGUAGACGAUUCACGUGCUCAGCAUUUGUGCCAGCUUACCCCAACUUAAGUGGGGACUCGUUCAUUUGUUCUGUGCGGGGCGCUGUCGCAGGAGAGCGGACUGUGUCUGGAGAUGCUUAUAUCGAAACCCAGUACAGGUAUACUUACGCACAUGAAUGGAGAAACCUGGGUAUUUUGAUCGGCUUCUGGAUCUUCUUUACCGCCUUGUACCUGGUGGCAACUGAGCUCAACUCUGCUACUUCGUCAAAGGCCGAAUUUCUCGUGUUCCGACGAGGCCAUGUGCCCCCACAUAUGCGCAACCUGGACAAGAAGUCAGAAGCCGAAGAAGGCACCACGGAUGCCGCCUUAGCUCAGAGGACUACUGAGAACGAGAAAGAUGCAUCUGCCAUUCCCGAGCAGCAUAGCAUAUUCACAUGGCGGAAUGUCUGCUAUGACAUACCCGUCAAGGGAGGCGAGCGGCGCCUUCUCGACCAUGUUUCGGGUUGGGUCAAGCCAGGAACUCUCACGGCCUUGAUGGGAGUCUCAGGCGCCGGCAAGACUACUCUACUUGAUGUGCUAGCAAAACGUGUCUCAAUAGGAGUUGUCACCGGCGAGACUUUGGUAGACGGUAAAGCCCUUGACAACAGUUUUCCCAGAAAGACAGGCUAUGUGCAACAGCAGGAUCUGCACCUGCCUACAACGACUGUGCGAGAGGCAUUGCGAUUUAGUGCCCUCUUACGCCAGCCCAAAUCUGUGUCAAAGAAAGAGAAGUACAAGUAUGUUGAGGAAGUUAUCGAAAUGCUUAACAUGCAAGACUUUGCCAGCGCUAUCGUGGGUACGCCAGGCGAAGGAUUGAAUGUAGAGCAAAGGAAGUUAUUGACUAUUGGCGUUGAACUUGCCGCAAAGCCUGCUCUUCUCAUCUUUCUUGACGAGCCGACAAGUGGGCUGGACUCCCAAAGCUCAUGGGCUAUCUGUUCCUUUUUAAGGAAGCUCGCAGAUCACGGCCAAGCAGUCCUCUCGACUAUCCAUCAGCCAAGCGCGCUCUUAUUUCAGGAGUUCGACCGUCUUUUGUUCUUGGCUAAGGGAGGGCGAACGGUAUACUUCGGUGAUAUUGGAGAUCAAUCCCGCACCCUGUUGGACUACUUCGAAGUCAACGGUGCUAGACCGUGCGGCUCAUCCGAGAAUCCCGCUGAGUAUAUGCUUGAGAUUAUUGGAGCCGGAGCAUCGGGAAAGGCGACUCAGGAUUGGGCGACGGUUUGGAAUGAUAGCCAGGAGGCCAAGAACAUCCAGAAGGAGAUUGACAGGAUCUGUCAUGAGAGAUCAUCAGCUCCCGAGUCUCAAGAUAACACAGCCCAGAAGAGCGAAUUUGCUAUGCCCUUUACUAACCAGGUUUGGCAUGUCACGCAUCGAGUGUUCCAGCAAUACUGGCGCGAGCCUGCUUACGUUUGGGCCAAGCUCGCUCUAGCUACAGCUGCAUCUCUUUUCAUUGGUUUUACAUUCUUCAAACCGAACAGCACUCAACAGGGGUUCCAGGAUGUCUUAUUUAGCGCCUUCAUGAUGACCUCAAUAUUCUCCACACUGGUGCAACAAAUCAUGCCCAAAUUUGUGGUCCAGCGAUCUUUGUAUGAGGUUCGAGAACGACCAUCGAAGGCCUAUUCAUGGGCGGCCUUUUUGAUUGCCAACGUUCUUGUCGAGAUACCUUACCAGGUGAUUGCGGGUAUUAUCGCAUGGGCGUCCUACUACUACCCAGUCUAUGGAGCGAACCAGGCAUCCGCCCGCCAGGGACUUAUGCUGCUUCUUAUCACCCAGUUCUACGUGUUCACUUCGACUUUUGCGUCCCUGAUCAUCUGUGCCCUACCCGACGCCGAGACAGGAGGUUCGAUCGCAACGCUAUUGUUCAUCAUGGCGCUUACCUUCAACGGUGUCAUGCAGGCUCCCUCCGCUCUCCCGGGAUUCUGGAUCUUCAUGUACCGGGUCUCUCCCCUAACGUACCUGAUCGCGGGAAUCACGGCGACGGGGUUACACGGGAGAGCCAUUCGCUGUUCCAGCGAGGAGAUGAGCGUGUUCAACCCUCCAUCCGGCCAGACCUGCGGAGACUACAUGGCUCAGUACCUGCAGGUUGCCCCGGGGCAAUUGUACAACCCCACAGCGACACAGGGAUGCGAGUACUGCCAGUUGAGAAACGCCGAUCAAUACCUCGCGUCGAGCAACAUUUACUACAGCGAACGCUGGCGCAACUACGGUAUCGGCUGGGCUUACAUCGGUUUCAACGUCCUCGGUACCGUGGCCUUGUACUACAUCUUCCGGGUCAAACACUACAAUCCCACCAGCCUGGUGCGGGGAGUCGUGGAUGGCGCAAGGGUGGUCUGCCGGGUAUUCAAGCGCCGGUCUGGACGCACGCCCAAGGGCAGAGAGGCCGAGAACGGGAGAUUGCUGUAG
Messenger RNA from Aspergillus aculeatinus CBS 121060, 4425 nucleotides. RefSeq lists its product as uncharacterized. Lineage: Eukaryota; Fungi; Ascomycota; Eurotiomycetes; Eurotiales; Aspergillaceae. The transcript is spliced from 11 exons. The record is from RefSeq and is a predicted model, not a curated record. The coding region runs from base 1 to 4425 and encodes 1474 amino acids. Gene Ontology annotation, cellular component: membrane. Gene Ontology annotation, molecular function: ATP binding; ABC-type transporter activity; ATP hydrolysis activity. Gene Ontology annotation, biological process: transmembrane transport.